Molecule: messenger RNA, 1368 nt
Organism: Rhipicephalus sanguineus (brown dog tick)
Lineage: Eukaryota; Metazoa; Arthropoda; Arachnida; Ixodida; Ixodidae
Exons: 2
Coding region: 14-1366 (450 amino acids)
Molecular function (GO): metallopeptidase activity
Source: RefSeq, a predicted model, not a curated record
GCGCUCGGACUAUAUGAAAAGGGCAAGCAUAUUGCGCAAUCUCCGAAAGACGAACCAUAUUCGUGAACACCUAGUCAUCUCGUACCGCAAUUUCAACGCUACGCUCAACGACAGCCGCUUGGAUGAAAUUCUGAACCAUACGGGCAUAUUCCUAGACUUCGCCGACAAGGUGGCAGACUCGGACCUGACACCAGUUACGUUCAACGACAGCACCAAAUUUUUCGAGUUCACGCCAUCGUUGUCGAAGGAAAGGUGGCGUGCGAUUCUUAAUCGGUACAUCAAGAAACCUAUAGAGUCGUACUCCGGCGUUACGAUACACGGCGUCGACUAUUUCAAAGCAGUUUUUGAGAUGCACAAGAAUGGCGAAGACGUCAUGAACGACAUCGUCGAAACAGUGGCCGUCCAGAACCUUGUACCAUUCACAAGCAUGGAUAUGAUUGACAGCUUCCACAGAGGCCAGGGAGAAGAGUCCAGCAUGGCUCUCAAGCACACCUGUUUCGAGUUAUUGUACCCCAGUUUCGGUUACGUUGUGAACGAGCAGUUACUGCAUAACCUAGAGCAGACGAAGCGACAUGCCAGAGAACUCGCUGAAACCAUCCGAGCUACGUUUAUAAAUUCAGUCACAGAAUCGUCAAAAAACCAAACCGUGCCGAUCGGCGACGAUUCUGCACCAAAAAGCAAUCACACGCUGGAAAUUGUUUUCGGCAACCUCGACAGGUCGGUGCCUUCUAUGUUUCCGCCGCCGUACAAAAACUAUCCAAACAUAACCGAAGAUCCUCUGCAAAACUGGGUGAACAUUGAUCGAUACUAUUCUGAACUUUCCUCGGUACCGAAAAAUACCUUCAUUAAAUACAGCGAGGCCGACUACGGGACAUUCAUAAACUUUGAAAUGAUGCUACACUACCUGAUGUUUCCAUUUGCGGGUGACGACGCGCACGUAGGCGUUUUCACAGGAGGCAUUGGUCUAAAGUUUGCGGCGACGAUUUUCUACCAACUUGUUGAGGAGGCCGGUGACGCCGCGGCUGGGCAGAUAUACAAGCGAAAUCACCAAUGUUUGGAGCUCGAAGGAAGCGAAGUCGACAAAGACCUGCAGGGCGCCGUUGCAGCGGUACCGGUAACUCAGAGACUAUACUCGAGGAUGCGCGAGGAAGACGACUACAAGAAACUUCUCGGGGGCAUCCAGUUGUUCACUGAGGAACAGGUGCCGUUUGCGGCCGGCUGCUACCUUCUGUGCGGCGAGACGAGGGGUACGACUCUCUGCAACAUGCCACUCAUGCAUAGCGCAGACUUUGCCAGAGCAUUCGGCUGUUCCGAUCACGCAAUUAUGAACCCGCGAAAAAAAUGUGCAAUGGUGACGCACACAUAACA